AUGCCCGUGGCGAUUUUCCAGCUCUCCUUGACGCACUUCUGCGAAGUGCAUGGCCCCACGUCCAUCAUCUGCUCCCAAGUUCUUCCUUUCUCAUGCGCCCAAUGUCACCCUGAUACCGAGGCCUCCCCCGAUACCACCUCCCACUCCCCGCGUGAGUCGCGAUCACCUAGCACCUCCGCCCCCGAGGCGCCCGAAUCCAAGUCUCCCAAGAUCGAGGACCACCCGUAUUUUCUACGUCCGUCACCGGGCUCCCCCGAAGAUCGAGCCAACCGGGUCGGUGGUGCAGAUGGCGACACGUGCGCCAGCUGCAGCUUGUCCCUCCCGAAAGAUGUGAGCAAGCAACUGUCUCCGAGUGCGCCCGGCAGUCGCGAUGGCAAAGGGAACAACGGAAGCCCCGUCUUACGAUCACGCGCGCUCGUCUACUUGUGCGGCAAUAAUCACUCUGAUGCGGACGACGAUAUCCCAGACCCCCACAUGCACGCUUCUCCGCCCGACUCCCUGCAUUCCUCCUCCGUCGCAUCCGAUUCAUCAUGUCAUUCACAUAUCCUUACCUACCUCUCUCUCCGUGGUCCGCCUAAUCCCGCCGAUUACGCCCUCCUUCGCCGCUCCUCCAUCCGCACCUUGAGCUGCGAGCUCCUCCCACGCGGUCUGUCAUCCGGUCCUCUAUGCUUUGGAGAUUCCGUCGCAGGCUACACAAUCGCCUAUAUCUUCCGACUGCCCGAUCCCAUGGCGCGCGGUAAACGCCGCAGUUAUGCCUUGGUGGCGCUCGCCGGGAAGGACGCCGGAAGAGCAUUCCGGGCGUGCCCCAUCAUCUGGCGCGCAUUCGGUCGCAUUGCAUCCAGCAUCGUAAGCGCUGCAGAGCGCUUCCAAGAAGAAGAGAAGCGACGUGAGGAACAAAACAACACCAAUACUCAACCCGGAGGCCGUCAAUACACUCCCGUCUCGUCGUUCCUCACGGGCCGGGCUAUGGAUCCGGCGGGCCAGCCACGCCGACUCGGCCAAAUCCGCGCUCGCAACCUGGCCGAGAUCGUGGGCAAUGAAUACAUCUUUACCCAGAUUCAUGCGCACUUUGUUGCGCUCCUACGCCAACUCGGCUCGAUGUUCGGUGGGGUGCCCGUUUCAGACGAGCGCUUCGUCUGCAGUACCGUGCGUGAUGAGGAUAGCGCUACGACGACCCAACCGGUUCUUGUGUCACCUGGCAGAGACCGGGACCGGAAACGCCACUCCGUCUCCCAAUAUGACGGCAAUGAUCUUGACAUGGCGAAGCUCGACCUGACCUCGGGCCCAAAGCCGAUUCCAAUCACCACCACCCGCCGCUCUGUCGUGGCGUGA
Messenger RNA from Penicillium macrosclerotiorum, 1332 nucleotides. Its product is annotated as folliculin domain-containing protein. The transcript has a single exon. The coding region runs from base 1 to 1332 and encodes 443 amino acids. Gene Ontology annotation, molecular function: GTPase activator activity. Lineage: Eukaryota; Fungi; Ascomycota; Eurotiomycetes; Eurotiales; Aspergillaceae. Gene Ontology annotation, biological process: positive regulation of GTPase activity; positive regulation of TORC1 signaling. Gene Ontology annotation, cellular component: cytosol. The record is from RefSeq and is a predicted model, not a curated record.